GUAUUCCGUUCUCCAGUGGAAUAAAAACCUCGCUACACUGAGGUUACUGAGUAUCCCAAACUCUCGACGUGGUGUCUCCCGACUAUAUAUAGACCUGUCGACCUGCAACCUGCUCGAGGUCAGACAGAUGUCCGGAUAUAUGCGUUGGUGAUCCCGGAAUACCCUCGUUCAGAUACAUGGUCUGACAGCCCACUACAAGUCCACAGAUCUGCCGACGGGGCCAUGAGUGCAGCAGGUUUUCCUUCCAUUCCUUUGGAUAUCGCACAAUUUACUGGACCUCUCCUUCUAGGUCAUUUAUUCAACUGGGGUCUCUUCGGCGCUCUGAGUGUGCAAACCUACAUAUACUACAUUGCUUUCCCUCAUGAUCGGUUACUUCCCAAAAGCAUCGUUGGCUUUGCAUUCAUAGCUGAACUUCUGCAGACUGUUCUUGCGACUUUUGAUGCAUUUCGCUAUUUUGGGAUGGCGUGGGGGAACUUGAACGAGUUGAACAAUGUUGGCUUCUUUUGGUUCAAUGUGCAGAUUCUAGGAAGUAUCAUGUCCUUCACUGCGCAGGCGUUUUUCGCUUGGCGGGUGUGGAUCCUAAGUAAGAACAAGUGGAUCGUAGGAAUCAUUUUAAUCCUUGCGAUGAUGUCACUUGUCACUGGUCUAUACUCUGGUGCUCUCACCCAUAUCAUCGGCACUUUCUCGGAAGUGCAGAGGCAGGCUUAUAAGACCACUUGCGUAUGGCUUAGUGGAACAGCCCUUUGUGAUGUCAUCAUUGCCACUGCCAGUGUGGUCUUGUAUUUGCACAAAACAAGGAUUAGGCUCUACAACAAUUCUACCUUCUUGAGCAAAUUCUCUCGACUCACCAUCGAGACGGGUUUGACCUGUGCCAUCGUUGCGAUUAUUCAUCUUUCGCUCUUCCUUGGGUCCCAGCGGAACAACUAUCAUCUUGCACCGAGUAUCGCUCUGAGCAAGGUGCAUGCUAACAGUUUGCUUGUGAUUUUGAUGGCAACCGAAUCUGACGCGUUGGCCGACUUCAAUCGACUUUCAUCACUUACCGAGAACAACGAUCACUCCGCCAUAUCCAUAUCCAUUUCUCACACGAAGGAAGCUGAUACGGAUGAUGUGCCUCGAGCCAAGAGCAUUUCUAUGACAGACACGGACAAAGGGUGCCAAAGAACCAAUCCAAGCAAUAUCUUGCGCCUCAGCUCAGCUUCACCCGUGUAGCCGUAUGCACCAUCUGGGCGUUGAGCUUCAAGCUGCGUUGUGAAUGAUGUCGAUUGAACACAAGACAACAUGUUCGCACACGUGUUGCAACCAACGUGGCUGAGGUGGAAGCAACGUUGGGUCCUGGUAUGGACAACUUAAAGGACAUAGUUGCAGACCCAUUACGAGAUACGGUUCAACAGAUUGUACGGUAGAGAUAGACAAAAAUAUGCAAGAAAUAUGCGAAUGAGAU
Molecule: messenger RNA, 1441 nt
Organism: Somion occarium
Lineage: Eukaryota; Fungi; Basidiomycota; Agaricomycetes; Polyporales; Cerrenaceae
Source: the annotation of a GenBank genome assembly